Plutella xylostella (diamondback moth) is the source of this 1936-nucleotide messenger RNA. It is a transcript of the gene r-l, whose product is annotated as rudimentary-like. The record is from RefSeq and is a predicted model, not a curated record. Lineage: Eukaryota; Metazoa; Arthropoda; Insecta; Lepidoptera; Plutellidae. Gene Ontology annotation, biological process: 'de novo' pyrimidine nucleobase biosynthetic process; 'de novo' UMP biosynthetic process. Gene Ontology annotation, molecular function: orotate phosphoribosyltransferase activity; orotidine-5'-phosphate decarboxylase activity.
GUGUUUUUGACAUUUGUUUACAACUUUAUUUCAUUUUUACAAAAUUUCAUUCACGCCGCCGUCCAAGUUUUCUCAGUUUUUAUCUGUAUUGUAAAACCAUGGGGUUCGAUAAGAAAUUAGAGAAUUUAGCUGUAAAGCUUUUUGAAAUAAACGCUGUAAAGUUUGGUGAAUUUGUCAUGAAAAGUGGCCUAACCACUCCAGUGUAUUUCGAUUUGAGGGUUAUAGUUAGUUAUCCUGAAGUUUUGGACCUCAUAUCGUCGCUUUUGUAUGAAUUUUCCGUGAAGUCAAGUUCGUGUGACCACCUUUGCGGUGUUCCGUACACGGCGCUGCCCAUCGCUACUCUGCUCAGUGUUCAGGCCAAGAAGCCCAUGUUGAUGAGACGGAAGGAGGCGAAGGCUUACGGAACCAAGAAGUUGAUAGAAGGGCAUUUCAAAGCUGGUCAAACUGUGCUGAUAGUGGAGGAUGUCGUCACGUCAGGUGGAAGUGUUCUGGAGACAGUGAACGAUAUCCGCAAGGAGGGACUAGUAGCUGAAGAAGCCGUUGUCAUUGUAGAUAGGCAGCAAGGUGGUGUCAAGAACUUGGAAGCUAAUAAUGUACAUGUAAAGUCUCUGUUUACUAUCUCUUCACUGUUGGAAAUAUUUGUGAAGCAUGGCAAGGUCACAAAGGAAACAGCUGAAAAAGUUAAAGAGUACUUGAAGAAUAACCAGGCGGUUAAGGAACCUACAGUUGCAGAUGCUCCAGUAGACAGGACCAAGUUGACAUACGAAAAGCGAGAGAAGCUCGCCAACAACCCCAUUGCCAAGAAACUGUUCAACAUCAUGGCAACAAAGAAAUCUAACCUGUGCUUAUCAGUUGACCUCACAUCUACCAGCAAAAUUCUUGACCUUUUGACUAGAGUCGGAGAGCACAUUUGUCUUGUAAAGACCCAUGUAGACAUUAUCGAGGACUUCUCUGAAUCAUUUGUGACGCAGCUCAAACAGCUGGCUGACCGGUUUGGCUUUUUGAUUUUGGAAGACAGAAAGUUUGCCGAUAUUGGCAACACAGUGUCUCUGCAGUACUCCAAAGGGCUGUAUAAAAUCGGUGACUGGGCUGACUGUGUGACGGUCCACUCCCUGCCUGGAGAGGGUGUAUUGAAGGCCAUCAGUGCUUCUGUGAAUGGAGUCAGUAAAGGAGUUUUCCUGUUGGCUGAAAUGAGCAGUGAGGGUAAUCUUAUCACUCCAGACUACAUUGAGCAGACAGUGAAAGUGGCAGCUAAAUACCCUGAGCUGAUGACCGGGUUUGUGUGCCAGAACAAGAAGACCUUCUCCGACCCCGGCCUCAUACAGCUGACACCGGGAGUCCAACUGCAAUCCUCUGGAGAUGGUUUGGGCCAGGUCUACAAUACGCCAGAGAAGAUAAUUCUAGAAAAUGGUGCCGACAUAGCUGUGGUAGGUCGAGGCAUCGUGGCAGCCAAGAACCCUGAAGCUCAAGUGGUCAUCUACAGGGACGCUUUAUGGAAAGCUUACGUGGAAAGAGUUGGUGCAAAGUAACAUCACCAGAUAAAUCAAGAAUCCACCCAAUCCAAUGGGGCAUUAACUUGGCAAUAAUUAACAGAACAAUAAUCUUGUCAUAGCUGUACAGAAAUGAAAAUGUGACAUACAUUAUGUAUCCGUUAUUCUUAAACUUAAUACAAAGUGGGACCAAACCCUUGUGAUAUUGUUAUGUAUUCCUGGGGUGCUACUCUUUAUAAUAAUUUUAAGUAAUAUUAUAUUAGCAUGACUAAUCUAAGAGAUGCUUGCAACAAGGCAUAAAACUUUGUUAGUGCUUCCGUUAAUACUUAUAUUUACAGAGAUAAGCUUGAAUCAAAAUUUGUUACAUAAGUACCUAUUAAUUAUAUUUUGUAAACAUUUUAGUGACAUUCCAGAAAUUGCCUUUAUUAAAAUAUUGUUUUGAAUAA